AGCCCAACGACUACACGGCUGUAUCAACCUUCUGUGUGUAGAAUAGCUGAAGAUCUGAAAACUUCAGGACCAACACAACACCUUCUGAGAUGGCGAACUGGAUCGUUCUGCUUGUGGCGUUUGCGUCCGUAAACCUCUCUCUAUCUGUUAGAGAACUGGAAUAUUCCACUCCCCAAAGCUGCAAAGAGCUCAAGCAAACAUAUAAAAUCACUCAAGACGGUCUUUAUUACCUGAGCACGCCGAGCGGUGUCGUGUAUCAGACGUACUGUGACAUGACGACUGCAGGAGGAGGAUGGACUCUGGUGGCCAGCGUUCAUGAGAACAACUUGUACGGGAAAUGCACCACCGGUGAUCGCUGGUCCAGUCAGCAGGGUGGAAGUCCGAACGUACCUGAGGGAGACGGGUCGUGGAGUAACACCGUCACAUUUGGCACUGCAGAAGCUGCAACCAGCGACGACUUCAAGAAUCCUGGGUAUUAUGGCGUCAGAGCGGAGGACGUGGCAGUGUGGCACGUUCCUAAUAACGAGCUAGUGGGUCGUUGGAAACUAACAUCAUUCCUGCGCUACCACACGGAGACCAAAUUCCUCAAUAACUACGGAGGAAACCUCUACAGUCUCUUCAAGCAAUUCCCAGUGAAGUACAACGUAGGAAGCUGUCCUGCUAACCACGGCCCCUCUGUUCCUGUAGUGUACGAUGUUGGAAGUGCCACUUCCAACCAUAACCUGUACGGACCCAAUAUUAGAGCGAAUUCUGUUCCCGGAUUCAUCACAUUCCGAGCGAUAAACGCGGAGAGGGCGGCGAUGGCGAUCUGCUCGGGAGUCAAACCCACAGGCUGUAACAAUGAACACUGCUGUAUAGGAGGAGGUGGGCAUUUUCCUGAACAGUCUCCGAGGCAGUGUGGUGAUUUCACCUCUUUCGACUGGAACGGUUACGGCGCUAACACCGAAUGGAGCGCCAGUAAGCAGAUAACCGAGGCGGCGGUGCUCAUCUUCUACCGCUGAGAGAGAACCUUCCAGAACCAACUGCACACAAUUCACACACCAGUAUAGCCUUAAUUACUGCAUGACUGCAUGAUGGUGUGUGUGACAGAGCAAAAGAUUUAUAAAGUUCAUUUCCAGAUGUUUACCGCAGGUCAUGUGUUUCUCUCUCUCUCUUAAUAAAUACACAUUAACCAAAUCAAUGGCAGUACUGUAUGUAAGAAUGGGCUGAGAAUUGUGUAGCAGUUUUUAGCACUCACCUGCUUUAUGAUGCAUUAUUACAGGCUUAUAAUCAAUUUCAAACCUAUCCAUUUCUGCUUACGGUGUUGAGGGUGUGUGUCCUCCUGAUUUUAUGAAAUAAUAAAGUUAUGAGCAUUA
Molecule: messenger RNA, 1355 nt
Organism: Pangasianodon hypophthalmus (striped catfish)
Lineage: Eukaryota; Metazoa; Chordata; Actinopteri; Siluriformes; Pangasiidae
Product: intelectin
Exons: 9
Coding region: 90-1001 (303 amino acids)
Molecular function (GO): oligosaccharide binding
Source: RefSeq, a predicted model, not a curated record